This is a messenger RNA of Striga asiatica, 627 nucleotides long. The record is from the annotation of a GenBank genome assembly. NCBI's taxonomy places the organism in Eukaryota, Viridiplantae, Streptophyta, Magnoliopsida, Lamiales, Orobanchaceae.
AUGUGCUUCUGGAUCGGAUCCAACCCGAUAAACCGUUCAUCCAUACCCGGUGCGACAAUCGGAUCCUCCACGUCAGCAACUCUACCCGUAAUUGGCUUUAGCGAGGGCGGCGCGCUCGCCUUCUCUAGACCAAACAGGAAAUCCACCUUGCUCGCUGCCACCGCCGCCGCCGUCGGCGGCGGCGGCGUGUGCGACGCCGAGGGGGACGCCUCCCGCGGCGGCGCGGCCGUAAUCGGCGCCGAAUUCAACGCCUCGACGAACCUCUCCUUCUCCGAUUUGACCUCGUCCGAGCCGAAGCUCCGGGUGGAGGAGCUCAGGCUCUGGAUCGGCGCCUGGAAGAUGAAGAUCCGCAGCCUCGCCGGCUUAGGGGAGGCUCGCCACAGCCGCUCGUACUCGUGCAUCAUGUGCUCGAGGUCGUCGUCGUUGGUCACCGAGAUGAGAGCGUCCAGAUCCUCGCCGGGUAGCUGGUACUUGAACGAGAUGCCCUCGCCGCCGUCGCACAUGGCGGACAGCCUCGCGAACAGGGCGGCGAACCGUAUGCCCCGAUCGACGGCGAGGAUCUUCGUCUCGCCACCGACGUACGACAACUGGUUGUCGUUCGGCCGGGGGAGGAUCCUCCCUCCGUAG